UGGCCGGAGCGUUGUCCCGGGCGGAGCGGUGCGGUGCGGUAGCGGCGGGCCGGGCCGGAACGGCGACGAGCGGCAGCCGAGCGGCCAUGAGAACCGAGAUCUCGACGGCCGCGGCGUUCGUCACCCGGCUCCUGCGGGCCGCCGGCGGGAUCGGUGACGAGCAGCUGCGGUGCUUCAGGGAGCGCCUGCAGGAGGCGCUGCGCGAACACUACAGGCACCACUGGUUCCCCACGGCGCCCACCAAAGGCUCCGGGUAUCGGUGCAUUAGGAUCAACCACCAGAUGGACCCGCUGAUCGGCAAAGCGGCGGCGACCAUCGGACUGAGCCACGAGAGACUGUUCCAGCUCUUGCCCAACGAAUUGACUCUUUGGGUCGACCCUUUCGAGGUGUCGUAUCGGAUAGGAGAGGACGGCUCCAUCUGCGUCCUCUAUGAGAAUCCACAGCCCGGGGCCAAGGCGAGUAAACCCCUGGAGAGCAGGAACAGCUGUAAGAAGUGGAGAACUGGCCGGUCCAGCCCGUCCGAGAGUUACAACAUGAUGACUGUUUCUAGUUAGAAGCUGCUGUUUCUUGUACAGCUAUUGUACGUAUCCCAGUUGUGUGAUAAACUCCAUUGUAACCGAGGUCUCUCGAUUGGUGUUUUUUUUAACGAGUAGUUAAUGGUAGUUUCACCCUGUGGCAUUCGGGUUGUAUCGUACUGCCAAUGCUGUGUGGCCAAGGGCUAAAGCGGGUCUUGGAUCCGCGUGUUCCUCUGGACCAUGUACUGUAAAUGCACUGUACAGACGGCUGAUUGUUUUACACAUUUCUAUUUUCGAGGCGAUUCUGGUAUUUGUAAUAAAAAGCCACGUUGUAGCGACUCAUGGUGGAUUUGUAGUCCAGAUGAACACUUUGUUUUUGAAAUAAAACAACAAAACCAAACUCCAUUUGCAAGCAAUAACACAAAGGGGAUUAACACAGAAGCCAGGAGCUGCACAUCGAUCUCCACUGACUUGUCUGCACAGACUUUUCUCAGGGUCAUUCCAGUUUGGCUGCAGGGCACAAAUCACUCAAGUAUUUUUUACCUUUUUCAAGGCACGUGUUCAUUUGGAGCCGCGUUUCAUCACGCCCCAAUGUUCUGACAGGGGUUGGGGGAUUUGUCUAUCUUCUUUCUAGUUGGCCGAGUAGAAUAAUAAAGACUUGCUCAAAGUGC
Coturnix japonica (Japanese quail) is the source of this 1186-nucleotide messenger RNA. Its product is annotated as protein BTG1-like. NCBI's taxonomy places the organism in Eukaryota, Metazoa, Chordata, Aves, Galliformes, Phasianidae. Gene Ontology annotation, biological process: negative regulation of cell population proliferation. The record is from RefSeq and is a predicted model, not a curated record. Gene Ontology annotation, cellular component: cytoplasm; nucleus.